Ochotona curzoniae (black-lipped pika) is the source of this 3839-nucleotide messenger RNA. It is a transcript of the gene ITGA1, whose product is annotated as integrin subunit alpha 1. Gene Ontology annotation, cellular component: external side of plasma membrane; integrin complex. The record is from RefSeq and is a predicted model, not a curated record. The transcript is spliced from 29 exons. Bases 220 to 3753 code for a protein of 1177 amino acids. Gene Ontology annotation, biological process: cell adhesion mediated by integrin; cell-cell adhesion; cell-matrix adhesion. Lineage: Eukaryota; Metazoa; Chordata; Mammalia; Lagomorpha; Ochotonidae. Gene Ontology annotation, molecular function: integrin binding.
UGAAAAGCGUGGAGCGGUUUUAGGGCGCCGGACGAAAACACUUCUUCUCUGUGGCUGCCGGUGCUGCGGCCGCUUAGGGACCCAAGACUCAGAUCAGCUGAGGCCGCCGGAGGGACUCAGUGCGUGCGCGCGGCUUCGGCGCUCCGGUGCUGCUCCUGCGUCCUGUCCGGUCCUGCCCUAAGAACCCACCCGUCCGCCGGGGACUGCCACCGCUCUGCCAUGGCCCCCCGACAGCGUGCCAGCCCAGGGGUCGCCUGCUGCUGCUGGCUCCUCACUGCUAUUCUAGGCUUCUGUGUAUCAUUCAAUGUUGAUGUGAAAAAUGCCAUGACUUUCAGUGGGCCAGUGGAAGACAUGUUUGGAUAUACUGUUCAACAAUAUGAGAAUGAAGAAGGCAAAUGGGUGCUUAUUGGUUCUCCUUUAGUUGGACAACCCCAAAACAGGACAGGAGAUGUCUACAAGUGUCCAGUUGGCAGAGGGGAAUCACUACCUUGCAUUAAAUUGGAUCUGCCAGUUAAUACGUCAAUUGCCAAUGUCACAGAAGUCAAGGAGAACAUGACAUUUGGAUCAACUUUAGUCACCAACCCAAACGGAGGGUUUCUGGCGUGUGGGCCUUUAUAUGCCUAUAGAUGUGGACAUGUGCAUUACACAACAGGAAUCUGCUCCGACGUCAGCCCCACGUUUCAAGUCAUCAACUCUUUCGCCCCUGUUCAAGAAUGCGGCACUCAGCUGGACAUAGUCAUAGUACUGGAUGGUUCCAACAGUAUUUAUCCCUGGGAAAGCGUUACGCAUUUCUUAAAUGACCUGAUUGAAAGGAUGGAUAUUGGUCCUAAACAGACACAGGUGGGAAUUGUGCAGUAUGGAGAAGAUGUAACCCAUGAAUUCAACCUCAACAAGUAUUCAUCAACGGAAGAUGUCCUUGUUGCAGCAAAGAAAAUAGUCCAGAGAGGUGGCCGCCAGACAAUGACAGCCCUUGGAAUAGACACAGCAAGGAAGGAGGCUUUCACUGAGGCCCGGGGUGCCCGAAGGGGAGUUAAGAAAGUCAUGGUUAUUGUCACUGAUGGAGAAUCCCAUGACAACCAUCGACUGAAUAAGGUCAUCCAGGACUGUGAAGAUGAAAACAUCCAGAGAUUUUCUAUAGCUAUUCUUGGCAGCUAUAAUCGAGGAAAUUUAAGUACUGAAAAAUUUGUGGAAGAAAUAAAAUCCAUUGCAAGUGAACCAACUGAAAAUCAUUUCUUCAACGUCUCCGAUGAAUUGGCCCUUGUCACUAUCGUGAAAGCUCUGGGAGAAAGAAUAUUUGCCCUGGAAGCUACAGCUGACCAGUCAGCAGCCUCAUUUGAAAUGGAAAUGUCUCAGACUGGCUUCAGUGCUCAUUAUUCACAGGACUGGAUCAUGCUUGGAGCAGUAGGAGCCUAUGAUUGGAAUGGAACAGUCGUCAUGCAGAAAGCUAAUCAAAUGAUAAUCCCUCAAAAUACGACCUUCAAUGUCAAGUCUACUGAAAAGAACGAACCUCUUGCUUCUUAUUUGGGUUACACGGUGAACUCCGCCACUGUCCCCGGAGACGUGCUGUACAUCGCCGGACAGCCCCGGUACAAUCACACGGGCCAGGUGGUCAUCUACAGGAUGGAAGGUGAUGGCAUCAAGGUUCUCCAGACACUCAGUGGAGAACAGAUUGGUUCCUACUUUGGCAGUGUUCUAACAACAAUUGACAUCGACAAAGAUUCCUACACUGACCUGCUUCUGGUCGGCGCUCCCACAUACAUGGGGACAGAGAAGGAAGAACAAGGAAAAGUGUAUGUGUAUGCUGUCAACCAGACAAGGUUUGAAUAUCAAAUGAGCCUGGAGCCUAUCAAGCAGACUUGCUGUUCAUCUCUGAAGCACAAGUCAUGCACAAAAGCAAACAAACAUGAGCCAUGCGGGGCUCGUUUUGGAACCGCUAUUGCUGCCGUAAGAGACCUCAACCUCGACGGGUAUAACGACAUCCUGAUCGGAGCUCCGCUGGAAGAUGACCACGGGGGCGCCGUGUACAUCUAUCACGGCAGCGGGCAGACCAUCAGGAAAGAGUACGCACAACGUAUUGCAUCAGGUGGAGAUGGCGAGACGCUCAAGUUUUUUGGGCAGUCUAUCCACGGAGAAAUGGAUCUGAAUGGCGAUGGGUUGACUGAUGUGACUAUCGGCGGCCUUGGUGGUGCUGCCCUCUUCUGGUCCCGAGAUGUGGCUGUAGUUAAAGUGACCAUGAAUUUUGAACCCAAUAAAGUGAACAUUCAAAAGAAAAACUGUCGCGUAGAGGGAAAAGAGACGGUCUGCAUAAACGCCACGGUGUGUUUCGGCGUGAAGCUGAAGUCUAAAGAAGACACGGUUUACGAAGCCGAUAUGCAGUACCGUGUCACCCUGGAUUCACUAAGACAGAUAUCACGAAGUUUUUUCUCUGGAACUCAAGAAAGAAAGGUCCAAAGAAACAUCACAGUCCGAGAAUCCAAGUGCACGAAGCACUCCUUCUACAUGUUGGACAAACAUGACUUCCAGGACUCGGUGAGAAUAACCCUGGAUUUUAAUCUCACUGAUCCAGAAAAUGGGCCCGUUCUCGAUGAUGCUCUACCGAACUCAGUACACGAACAUAUUCCUUUUGCUAAAGACUGUGGAAACAAGGAAAAGUGCAUCACAGACCUCACCCUGGAUGUGUCCACCACAGAGAAAGGCCUGCUCGUUGUCAGAUCCCACAAUGACAAGCUGAACGUGAGCCUCACAGUCAGAAACAAAAGGGACAGUGCCUAUAACACCAGAACCAUAGUGAAUUACUCUCCAAACCUCAUUUUUUCGGGAAUUGAGGGCAUCCAAAAAGACAGUUGUGAAUCCAAUCGUAACCUCACAUGUAAAGUUGGUUACCCUUUUCUAAGAAAAGGAGAAAUGGUAACUUUUAAAAUAUUAUUUCAGUUUAACACAUCUCAUCUCAUGGAAAAUGUGAUCAUUCAUUUAAGUACAACAAGUGACAGUGAAGAACCUCCCGAAACCCUUUUGGAUAAUGAAGCUACCAUUUCUAUCCCUGUAAAAUAUGAAGUGGGACUGCAGUUUUACAGUUCUGCAAGUGAACACCAUAUUUCAAUUGCGGCCAAUGAGACAGUCCCUGAAGUUCUUAAUUCCACUGAAGACAUUGGAGAUGAAAUUAAUGUCUUCUACUUGAUUAGAAAAGGUGGAUAUUUUCCAAUGCCAGAGCUUAAGCUGUCAAUUUCAUUCCCCAACUUGACAUCAGAUGGUCAUAUUGUGCUGUAUCCGACAGGAUGGUCGUCUUCAGAUAAUGUUAGGUGCAGACCCCAUAGCCUGCAGGAUCCUCUUGGUAUCAACUCUGGAAAAACAAUUAACUUGAAAUCUGACGAUCUCAAACAAAGGACAAUUCGGGACUGUGCCGCGUGUAAAUUUGCCACCAUCACCUGUAAUAUCAUUCCUUCAGAUGUGAGCCAGGUGAAUGUGUCACUUCUCUUAUGGAGACCAACGUUCAUAAAAGCAUAUUUUUCCAGCUUAAAUCUCACCAUAAGGGGAGAACUUCAGAGUGAAAACACAUCACUGGUUUUAAGUAGCGGCAAUCAAAAAAGAGAGCUUGCUAUUCAGAUCUCCAAGGACGGCUUACCAGGCAGAGUGCCCCUGUGGGUUAUCCUCCUGAGUGCUUUUGCUGGAUUGCUGCUGCUAAUGCUGCUCAUAUUAGCACUGUGGAAGAUUGGCUUCUUCAAAAGGCCGCUAAAGAAGAAAAUGGAGAAAUAAAAUAUUACACAAAAGAAAAAUAGCAAUUAAUCAAUGAAGUAUCCUCAGGUUUGCCUCAAAUAUGUGACAAGAAAUUUGAAAUGAGG